Molecule: messenger RNA, 513 nt
Organism: Cladocopium goreaui
Lineage: Eukaryota; Dinophyceae; Suessiales; Symbiodiniaceae
Source: the annotation of a GenBank genome assembly
AUGCCGCCGGAACUGGGAUCCAUUUUCAAAGCGGCAGUAGUCAAAAGCAUGAUGUACUGGUGUGCGGAGUUUCUGAAAGAGAACGAUCAUGAUGUUGAAGGAGGACAUCUUCGUAUUCACACCAUGCACGCGUUUGCCAAGUUCCAAUUUCUUGUGGACAAGAAUGGCCCUUUUUUCCCACCAGAGGAGAAAACACAAGUUGUGUCCAUUGCCCGGAAAGGUUUGAUUUUGUACCAAAAACUGACAUCGAAUGACCGCAAGAGGGUUGAUGGGCGGUGUACCUAUAAGAUCACUCCAAAGUUCCACAGUUUCUUUGAGCUGUCAUUUUACAUUGAUGAAACCUCGCGCAAUCCCCGGUAUGAGCACUGCUAUCAGGAUGAGGAUCUGAUGAAACAAAUUGGCAGCAUAGCCAGUAGGACUCAUCCAUUGACAAUGGAAAAGGUCACCCUCGGACGCUACAGAGCAUUGCUGCAGCUUUUCACCUUCGCCCCUGACUUGGAGCCCGACGAAUGA